AUGGCGCCCGUAACCGCCAACCACCAAGAGGCCCAGGAGUCGGUUAAGAAUGUGAUCCAAGACAUCCUGAACCUCAUGGUUCAAGUCUCGCAAUACGACACCAACCCUUCCUCGAGCAACAACAACACACCUACGAACCGAGCCGGCGGCGGCGGCGGCCACCCCUCCUCGCGCGAAGUCAUUACCCAGUCUCUCCAAACCCUCGACGCCUCGUUACUAUCCGUCUACCGCACCGCGAGCCUCCUCCCUUCCUCCCCCUCGUCUCCGAGCCACUCCUCUCUCCCCGGCGGAGGAACAACAGAACUCGAACGCGCCGAAGCCGCUCAAUUCGCCUCCACCUUCGCCAACACGCACAACCCCUACGCUCCCCACUUACACCAACCGGGCCCCCAAAACCCAGGAAUCCCCAUACCCUUGAUCACGUACGUCGAGAACGGUCGAAACCCGGACGUGUACACACGCGAGUUCAUCGAGCUGAUGCACGCCUUUCGCGAUUUCCGGGACGUUUUGGCGGGCGAGAUGGAGGCCGCGUUGCCUGAGCUGAGGGAGGAUGUGAGGAGGGUGGUGGAGGCUACCGGCGGACCAGGGCCGGCGGAAGGGUCAGAGGAGAAGGCGAGGGAGGGCGUCGUGGCUAGUAUGGCCGUUGGAGGGGAUGGUCAGGGACAGGCAGGUGGAGGUCAGGGACAAGGCGGCCAGCAGUAG
Messenger RNA from Sordaria macrospora k-hell, 702 nucleotides. NCBI's taxonomy places the organism in Eukaryota, Fungi, Ascomycota, Sordariomycetes, Sordariales, Sordariaceae. The record is from RefSeq and is a predicted model, not a curated record.